Procambarus clarkii (red swamp crayfish) is the source of this 1065-nucleotide messenger RNA. The record is from RefSeq and is a predicted model, not a curated record. Lineage: Eukaryota; Metazoa; Arthropoda; Malacostraca; Decapoda; Cambaridae.
AUGCCGAUGAGAAAGAAGCGGUUGAGACGAGAGGUGGAGGAGCAGCCAUCACAGGAGAGGGAGAUUGUUGAGGGAAAAGCUGUGGAGGUUAAGUUAAUAAGAGGCACAACAUGUGACCCUCAUACUACAACAUGUGGCCCUCAUACUACAUGUGGCCCUCAUACUACAACAUGUGGCCCUCAUACUACAACAUGUGACCCUCAUACUACAACAUGUGGCCCUCAUACUACAUGUGGCCCUCAUACUACAACAUGUGGCCCUCAUACUACAACAUGUGGCCCUCAUACUACAACAUGUGGCCCUCAUACUACAACAUGUGGCCCUCAUACUACAACAUGUGGCCCUCAUACUACAACAUGUGGCCCUCAUACUACAUGUGGCCCUCAUACUACAACAUGUGGCCCUCAUACUACAACAUGUGGCCCUCAUACUACAACAUGUGGCCCUCAUACUACAACAUGUGGCCCUCAUACUACAACAUGUGGCCCUCAUACUACAACAUGUGGCCCUCAUACUACAACAUGUGACCCUCAUACUACAACAUGUGGCCCUCAUACUACAUGUGGCCCUCAUACUACAACAUGUGGCCCUCAUACUACAACAUGUGGCCCUCAUACUACAUGUGGCCCUCAUACAACAUGUGGCCCUCAUACCCCAACAAGUGGCCCUCAUACUACAACAUGUGACCCUCAUACUACAACAUGUGACCCUCAUACUACAACAUGUGGCCCUCAUACUACAACAUGUGACCCUCAUACUACAACAUGUGGCCCUCAUACUACAACAUGUGGCCCUCAUACUACAACAUGUGGCCCUCAUACCCCAACAUGUGAGCCUCAUACCCCAACACCUGACCCUCAUACCCCAACACCUGACCCUCAUACCCCAAUACCUGACCCUCAUACCCCAACAUGUGACCCUCAUAACCCAACAUCUGACCCUCAUACCCCAACAUGUGACCCUCAUAACCCAACAUCUGACCCUCAUAACCCAACAUCUGACCCUCAUACCCCAACAUGUGACCCUCAUAACCCAACAUCUGACCCUCAUACCCCCAACACCUGA